This is a messenger RNA of Linum tenue, 2424 nucleotides long. The record is from the annotation of a GenBank genome assembly. Lineage: Eukaryota; Viridiplantae; Streptophyta; Magnoliopsida; Malpighiales; Linaceae.
CGACCUCAAACGAAGCCCUCCUUCCUUUCUUACUCCGCAGUCAUCGCCGUCGUCUCUAGGGGGAUUUUUCUACUCCGUUGCGCAAUCAACCGGCUGCUGCUUCGCCGUCGUCUAUUCGUUCCGCCGGCAUACUUCCCUUUGCCGAUAAAAGACCUCUCCCUAAAACCCUACAAAAACUCCACCAUGCCCAUUUCAUCUACCGCGCAAUGAAGCGAUUCUUCAAAAUCUCGGAAUCCGAGCAGCUGCUCUCGCUCCACCACAAAUCCCUUGCCCAACCAACAUCAGCGCUAACUCCUUACUCCCUCGCCUUCACCAAAUCCCCCGCUUACCCCUCUGGCCGGAACACCGACGGCCCUUCCGCCGGGACUUCUCGCAGCGUUUAUGAGCUUUUCAUCGACAAAUUCUCUCUCGCGGUUGACAACAGAGGCAGGCAGAUCCUCGAGGAGAAAGUCUCCCGCUUGGCCGACACAUUGGUUCUACAUGCCGACGACUUCGAUAAAGUCGCCGGGGUUUUGGAGGAGUCCGGCCGCUCCUUGCUCCGGAGGUAUAACGAUGGAUCCGCUUUCCUCGAGUUGUUGAAGAUUUUGGGUCGUUCCUCGCCACAAUUCGCUCUUGAGGUUUUCAACUGGAGAAGGGCAAAUGCGGACUGGGGCAUUCCCUUGACUUCUGAGGAGUAUGCCAGGGCUAUUGCACUUGCCGGUAGGGUAAAGGAUGUAGUGUUGGCAGCUGAGCUUUUCUACGAGGCUAGUAAUAGUCGCAUCAGGACAACUGCAAUAUAUAAUGCGCUGAUGAGUGUUUAUAUGAUCAAUGGUCUUGCUGAUAAGUGUCAAUUAUUGUUUACGGAGUUGAAAAGGGAACCAAGUUGUGCGCCUUCAGUUGUAACAUAUAAUAUAUUAAUAUCGGUUUAUGGUCGAUUGUUACUGGUCGAUAAGAUGGAGGCUGCACUCCAGGAGGCAAAGGAUUUGAAUUUAGCUCCUAAUGUGAGCACUUACAACAAUCUAAUUGCUGGUUAUUUGACUGCUUGGAGGUGGGAUAGCAUGGAGAAAAUUUUCCAAAGGAUGAAGUUGGAUUCCGUCCAGCCUGAUGUUCAGACCUGGUUACUAAUGCUUCGAGGCUAUGCACAUUCUGGGAAGUUGGAGCUAAUGGAGAGAACAUAUGAGUUGGUGAGAGAUCAUGUUGAUUUCAAGGAACGUCCUUUGAUCAGUGCUAUGAUAUGUGCUUAUUGCAAGAGUUCUGUUCCGAAUAAGCUGAGUAGAAUUGAGGCACUGGUUGGCCUUAUUCCGAAGGAGGAGUACAGGCCUUGGUUGAAUGUGUUGCUGAUUAAGGUCUAUGCACGAGAAGGUUGCUUGGAGAGGAUGGAAAAGUCUAUUAAUGAGGCGUUUGAACGCCAGACCAUUGUAACAGCUACUGGUGUGAUGCGGGCAAUAACUGGGGGUUAUUUCAAAUAUGAUGCUGUUGAUAGACUUGCUAACUUCAUCAAACGUGCAGAAACAGCUGGGUGGAGAAUGUGUCGGAGUUUGUUUCAUGGCAAAAUGGUCCUGUAUGGAUCAGAGAAUCGAUUGAAGGAGAUGGAGAAUGUGCUUUCUGAGAUGGAUAAUGUCAACUUGGACUGCACGAAGAAAACAUUUUACAUAUUGUACCGCUCCUAUUCAUUGUGGGAUCAAAGGGAUCUUGCCAAAAAGAUCAUAGGAUUGCUUUACAAGCGUGGACACGGGAUUCCUGCUGACGCUUCUUUGUCAUAGACUUGAACACAUCAAUGGAUUUCCUUCUGGGUUAUGUGCAUCUCGAUUUGUGGAGGGGACUUUCCAACUGAUUCUCCCCAUACACAGUGUGAUGGGAUCAACGAUCUGACUUGAAGAAAAUUGUGUAAUCAAUAUAUGGUUGCAGAUCCCAGGAUCCAGACCCAUCAAACAUUUUUGCAGAAAGGUAGAAAAAUAACAUCAGCAAGGAUAUGACCAGUGCAUGAGGGUUGUUCCGCAGAAAAUUGAGCUUUGCCUUCUGGUUGCCCCUCCUACGAUCUAUGAUUAAGAAGUAAAUUGAAUUGCUCCUCGGAAUUCGAAAAGACUGAAGAGGCUGUUAGUUUGGGCAAGGUCACGAACUUCUCGCUUGUGGUCGUUUAUAGCAUCAGGGUUUCCAGGUCACUGGAAGUUGCUAUGCUGCUCUCUUUUUUUUGUGCGUGUAUACUAGGAUGCUGAUCUUUGAAGGAAAUACUAAAAUACUGACUCAGAAUUCACCAGUCCUAUUUCUUCUUGCUCUUCCCAAAUCAACAAAAGUUGUGUGCUCCUCACUGUGCAAAUGUAAGAGCUCCUUUUAGCAGGUGUAGGAGCGAUAUACAGUUGGUAGCCAUGGCGAUGUUUUAUGUGCUCAUAGUUGUAAUGCAAGUUAUGACACCAGGAAUAACACAGCAAAAAGCAAAAUUCGUUC